Molecule: messenger RNA, 1081 nt
Organism: Vigna unguiculata (cowpea)
Lineage: Eukaryota; Viridiplantae; Streptophyta; Magnoliopsida; Fabales; Fabaceae
Product: elongation factor P (EF-P) family protein
Biological process (GO): translational elongation; peptide biosynthetic process
Cellular component (GO): cytoplasm
Molecular function (GO): translation elongation factor activity
Source: RefSeq, a predicted model, not a curated record
AAAUUUUGUUGGAAACACCUAAAUUGAGCCAAAGCGGUUGUUCAGGUGGCGAAACAGAAGAAAGUCUCUUAUCUUCUUUGUAAGAACAACACAAAGAAAGAAGCAUUCACAGUUUGGAGCAACAAUGGUGGCGGGAAUCGCAACCUUGAAGCUUAACCUUUCGGCCUUUUCGUCUUCAAUGUCGAGUUUCACCGCUUCUUCCUCCUCCUCUUCGUUCCCCUCCUUUCUUCCAAUGCGAACCCCUUCUUCUUCUAAACCCCGAUGUUUCAGAAUUUACGCCUUGACCAGCAACGACAUCAAGGUGGGCACCAACCUCGAAGUCGAUGGUGCUCCUUGGCGCGUGAUAGAAUUUCUCCAUGUUAAGCCUGGAAAAGGUGCGGCGUUUGUGAGGACCAAGUUGAAGAACUAUAUCACGGGGAACACGGUGGAGAAAACAUUUAGAGCUGGAAGCUCGAUUGACCAAGCAGAUGUAUACAAGGAAACAAAGCAGUUCACGUAUAAAGAUGGUGCUCAAUUUGUCUUCAUGGACUUGAGUACAUAUGAGGAGUUUCGUCUGGGUGAAAAGGAAAUCGGAGACAGAACAAAGUGGCUAAAAGAAGGAAUGGACUGCAAUUUGCUGUUAUGGAAUGGAAAAGUCAUUGAUGUUGAUCUCCCUAUCACGGUUAAGCUUACUGUAGUUGACGUGGACCCAGGACUUAAGGGUGACACAGCCCAAGGUGGAACAAAACCGGCCACACUCGACACUGGCGCUGUUGUCAAUGUCCCACUUUUUGUAAAUGUCGGUGAUGAAAUAUUAGUUGAUUCAAGAACUGGACAGUACAUGAGCCGCGCAUAAGAUUUCCCAUCAAAUUUUGUAAUUGAAGUCCCGAGAAUUCUCGUUUAUUUUGUUCUUUUUUUUAGGAAAUAAUUUACCAAUGAAGAUGGAUUACGUUUAUUAACCUUAGCAAAUUGGCUGUGUCUUCUAUAACAUUGAGUUAAAAUUGUGUUGUAAUAUGUUUGCGAUAUUGAAGUUCUUACAGUUUAUUCGGCAUGGUUACGGGGCAUAGCGUUCUUACAAAAAUAGCCAGAGAUUAUUAACCUU